Molecule: messenger RNA, 1108 nt
Organism: Acanthopagrus latus (yellowfin seabream)
Lineage: Eukaryota; Metazoa; Chordata; Actinopteri; Spariformes; Sparidae
Gene: thyn1
Product: thymocyte nuclear protein 1
Exons: 8
Coding region: 312-989 (225 amino acids)
Cellular component (GO): nucleus
Source: RefSeq, a predicted model, not a curated record
UUUCGAGUUUACAGGAAAAACACGUCAAAGACGAAAACUAAGGGGGUUGUUUGUUUGUGGUGUUAAUCGCCCCACCACAGUUAAAGAGCAGCUCCCCUGAGUUGUUAUGUGGGAUCAUCCCGGACUCUCUGAAGCGGUGCUAGUGUCACGUUCCCAUCGGAGAAGCGGCCGUUACAAGACAAACGGGAGCGGCUGGUGAGUACAGCAAGCGCACCUAUACGUUUGACGACGUCACGUGUUGUGGGUAUUUUCCGCGGGUUCUGAUGGCUGACCACCCACCUGAAGCUCUGAUCACUUACAGUCUGUGAGAGAUGCCACCAAAGAAAAGAGCCAGAGUGAGUAAGAGGGCUGCUAACUCAGGCAAAGAUGACGGGAGUGAAGCAGUCUCUUCUGCAAAAGUGACAGCCGGCGGUAAAAGGAAAGCGACGGGGGCAACUAAGGAGAGCUCGGAAUCAGCUGAUCCUCCACAGUACAGUCGCUGGCUGAUGAAGUCGGAGCCGGAGAGCCGCUUUGAGAACGGCAUCGACGUGAAGUUCGGGAUCGAGGAUCUGAAGGCUCUGCCUGAUCAGACGGGCUGCUGGGACGGCGUCUGCAAUUAUCAGGCGCGCAACUUCAUGAGAGUGAUGAAAGAAGGGCAGUUGGCUUUCUUUUACCACAGCAACUGCAAGGAACCGGGUGUAGCAGGAGUCAUGAAAAUUGUGAAGGAAGCGUACGUGGACCACACUCAGUUCGAUAAGAAGGAUGUCCAUUUCGAUCCGAGCAGUAAACCAGACAACCCUAAGUGGAGCAUGGUGGAUGUGCAGUAUCAGAGGAUGCUGAAGCGUUUUAUUCCUUUGUCCGAGCUGAAAAAGUACCACCUGCAGCAUCGCUCCAAAGGAGGGCCUCUGAAGGACAUGGCCCUUUUCACGAGGGCCAGACUGUCUGUGCAACCGUUAACAGAUGAGGAGUUUGACUUUGUCCUCAGUUUGGAGGAUAAAGAGCCUUUGUGAGGACUGUGGAGCAGCUGAUGCUUGUUGACACAGUGAAAUCAAGAAGCAGCAGCCUCCUUUACAGUGCUGGAGUGUUCUCUUGUUCUUAAGUAUUAAUAAAUGUAUUUUUGGUAAGUCAU